Messenger RNA from Cynoglossus semilaevis (tongue sole), 2997 nucleotides. It is a transcript of the gene gata6, whose product is annotated as GATA binding protein 6. Gene Ontology annotation, molecular function: DNA-binding transcription factor activity, RNA polymerase II-specific; RNA polymerase II cis-regulatory region sequence-specific DNA binding; zinc ion binding. Lineage: Eukaryota; Metazoa; Chordata; Actinopteri; Pleuronectiformes; Cynoglossidae. Gene Ontology annotation, biological process: epithelial cell differentiation; cell fate commitment; positive regulation of transcription by RNA polymerase II. Gene Ontology annotation, cellular component: nucleus. The record is from RefSeq and is a predicted model, not a curated record.
GUAAAAUAAGAUUUGAGUUAUUGUUAGAAUCAAUCAUUUGUGACGUAUUAUUGAUCAAUGACAGUCGGUCUGUGGUAGAGGGGGAGGAGCGUCAUCUGUGCCUUGAUUACAUUUACUUGAGAUUAUAAUCUGCAGACAUGAUCAAUCCCUCUCUCUCUCUCUCUCUUUUUCUCUACCCUCCCUUUUUCUCUCAGCGUGUGUGACUGAUGAUUGGAGGAGUUGACGGACUCGAACCCCCGCCGUGUUUGCGGCCGCUCGGUCUUUGCGCUUGAUUGGUCCUCCUGCAGCACAGACGCGCAGCUCAGGCGCCUCCUCUCAUAAACAGAGUCGGAGCAGAAGUUUUUCCCCAGCAGUUCCAGGAGGAUCCGCGGCUCACAGGAACCACUCUCUAUGGCACAGCAGUAACAGGGUGGACUCUACUCCCUGAUCAUCUUUGUUGACUCCUAACGUGUAUGGAAAUUGCUCCUGGAUGGACCUGGGCGAAAACAGCUGGUCCAUGGUCAAACGCGAAGUAUCCAGCAGCCCAGGGUCACCGGCUGAGCAGAGCUACCUGCCCGGUGACAGCAGGAGGGACGCGUCCUCCUCGGAGGGGCUGAGGACACCUCCGAGCGAGCUUGACGCACUGGGUCACCGCCGGCUGGACGGCAGGUCACUACACUCCUACGUCCACUUUGGACACCACAACAACAGCCUGGCCACCGCCGAGGACAUGCCGCUGUUCACGGACUUGGAUCAGGGCAGUAAACUCGUCCUGUCCAGCGGGGCGCACAAGGCGAGCCUGCUGGUGGACUCGGCCGACGUGUACCAGACACUGGCCAUCGCCGCUGCGCAAAGUCAGACUGGAUACGACUCCUCCUCUGGGGGUUACAUGCACUCCAACCCCAACUCCCCCGUCUACGUGCCCAGCUCCAGGGUGGGUCCGAUGAUCCCCAGCCUGUCUUACUUGCAGGCUGGCGGCUCUGCGCAACCCGGCCACGCCAUGUCGGGCCACUCGGUCUGGUCUCAGACCACACCGGAGAGUCCGUCAUACAGCACCGGGAGCCCGCACACCUCCAGCCGCUUCCACUAUCCUCCCAGCCCGCCUAUGAACAACGGAACACCGAGAGACAGCGGUUACAGCAACACGCUAAACAUGAGCAACAGAGACCAGUACGGACUGUCGAGGCCCCUGAGCGGGACUUACCCGAGUCCCUACUCUCCUUAUGUUGCACCACAGCUCUCACAGCUGCCCUCACCGUGGUCCGGAGGGGCUUUUGAAAACACUAUGCUGCACACUCUACAGAGCAGGAGUGCACCCCUGAUCCGAGGACCAAACGGAGUUUCAGAUAUUCUGGAUGACCUGGGGGAGAGCAGAGAGUGCGUCAACUGCGGCUCCAUCUCCACGCCGCUGUGGAGGCGCGACGGCACGGGUCACUUUCUCUGCAACGCCUGUGGCCUCUACAGCAAAAUGAAUGGACUGAGCAGGCCAUUAAUUAAACCACAGAAACGGACGUCUACGUCCAGGAGAAUCGGCCUGUCCUGCGCCAACUGUCAGACCAGCACCACGACUCUGUGGCGCAGAAACGCAGAAGGAGAGCCGGUGUGUAACGCAUGUGGCCUCUACACAAAGCUACACGGGGAGGGAAUUCAGACGAGGAAGAGAAAACCCAAAACACUGAAUAAAAGCAAGGGAUCCUCUGGAAAUAACAGCUCCAUCUCAAUGACUCCCACAUCAACUUCUUCAUCCAAUUCUGAGGAUUGUUCCAAAACAAGCUCUCCAUCUGGUCAAGUGUCAGGGGUCAGUUCGUCUGUGCUGUCCAAUUCAGGGGAUGGAACAGGCACCGGCUCAGUCAUGAAAUAUUCAGCACAGGACGGCCUGUACACCAGCGUCGGCCUGACCCAGUCUUCAGAUGUAGCUUCAGUCCGUGGUGAAUCCUGGUGCAUGGCCUUAGCUUGAUCAAAAGAUGUUUUUUUUCUCUCUCUGGAAGGACAGUAAUCCUUGGCCCCGUGUGUCUGGAUGCUACACAUUGUGGAAGUAUUUUUGGACAUUUUCGAGCAGACGUGGACAGUGGGGGAGAAGAGAGAAGAGUAAGACCACUCUAGGUCGUUGCUGCAGGCUGGGAGCCAGGGUGGACUAUCUGGGAUUUCAAAUCACAAAAAAAAAAAAAAAAGGGAAACGCCAGGCUUGAUGAUCAACUCGACGGAUGGCCUGCUGUGGAUGGAUUCUGGACCUGCCAUGCACUCGAAAUCUCCACCAUCCACGGCACUGCAGCCAUCAUGUACUGUAGAUAACGUAUUUUUCUCUCUGAAGAAAAAAAACCUGAUGAUUGGAUACAAGCGCUUCAUCAAGCGCUGCACUCUUUUAGUACAUUUAGAUUUUUCAUUUUUAUUUCUUUCCUUCCCCAACUGGAAUCAUGCGACACGUGCCUUGACGAGUUUUACGAAUCAGAAAAAGAAAAAAGAAAAAAUAUUUAUAAAUCUUCUAAUGUUGAAAACAUGGUUAUGAUUGUGAAUAAAGAUAUCAAUAUAGAGUAGAGGAUGAACCAUUCUGACGCCUUCCUUUCUUUUGUGUGCGUCCUGUAAUACAGUAGUGUUGAAUGUGCACAUGUUUUCCACUGAAAGCUCUUACUGUAUUUGACUGAAGCUCACAUGGUUUAAACAGGGUAUAAAUGACGGCGUCGUCCCGUUUGUUUGUUUGUUCGUUUGUUUGUGUGUUUAAUCACUAGUGAGUAUGAACUCCUUCAGACAAAUCUUUGAUGCUGAAACACUGUCGGCCCGUGGCCGAGGCGUGAAGGUACUUCCCUCAGAGCAGAGCUUCAGAGACGUGAAGCAGUUGGACGGAUUUGUUUGAACAAAGCACACCCAGAAUAGCUGCGAGUCCACUGACCUUUGUGUUACAAGACAUAAAAUGCAAAAUAAGGACUGUUGGCUGCACAACCAUGUGAUUCAUUACUAACAGUGUAAUUUUCACAGCACAAACAUGAACUGUGGUUUUAAGUUUUGUUUGUUUUUUUUUUU